Molecule: messenger RNA, 9325 nt
Organism: Pectinophora gossypiella (pink bollworm)
Lineage: Eukaryota; Metazoa; Arthropoda; Insecta; Lepidoptera; Gelechiidae
Gene: Rbp
Product: RIMS-binding protein 2-like
Exons: 22
Coding region: 236-5023 (1595 amino acids)
Biological process (GO): neuromuscular synaptic transmission
Molecular function (GO): protein binding
Source: RefSeq, a predicted model, not a curated record
CGCCACCGCGCCAUCGCGCCCGCGCGCGUCCUGCUAAGCUCACCCAAUAUGGCAGCCCUAACCGGACCCCGGGCUCGCGCGCGAACCCUCUGACCCGUCAGAUUCGUUCGCGGUAUGUGCUCGUUAUAUAAAUGUUACGCAAGUUAAGGACGGAGUGCCGAGAAGGUGUUCGACAGGGCGCUCGGCCCGCGAGCUUCGCCCUCGGCCCAUGUGACGCGGAGCAGCCCCUGCCAGUAUGAGUUACGGCGGCGGCAUGUCGGGCGGCGGCGGCGACACGGACACGCUGUCGCGGCGCCUGCGCGAGGCGGAGCGCGCCCGCGCAGACGCCGAACGCGCGCACGCGGACGCGCUCGCGCAGCUGCGCAACGCGCAACGAUCGCCGCUCGAGUCGCACAAUGCAGAGCAGCUGCAAUCGCGAGUGAGAGAGCUGGAGAAAAAGGUUGGGCCAUUGAUACUUGGUACUUACGUGAGGCGUGGUGGGCAGGCGGCUCUAGAGACGGUGCGCUGCGAGGAGUUGCAGCUGGAGUUGUCUUCGGCGUUGCGCGCACGCGGCGGGACCAGCGCCGGCGCAUGGGCCGCGACGUCCGCGCAGCCUGCUUCCGAGAUCGAGCGCAUCAUGGCUAAGAUCGAGCAAGACAACCGUAUCCUCGCUGAACUGGAGCACACUCGAUCCACCACACAUGGUAUGCAGCCGAGCGGGUCGAACCAGGCGCUGGGCAUGGAGCUGCACUCGCCGACGCCGUCGCCGCUGCCGCACUCGUAUGGCACCACCGUGGGCCACGCCGCCAUCUGCCAGAGCAGUACCAUGCCCACGCUCUCUUCGCUUCACGCCACCGGACAGUUCACCGCCCCCAGCUCCAAUUCCGUCGCCUACUCCAUGAGUGCGCACAACCCCACCUCCUACUCCAACCCUGUCCCCGCGUACUCCACCAACUCCUAUGGACUGACGAACACGCACCAAGUCACGUUCACCAACCCCGUCACGGCGCCUCUGGUCAAUAAUAUCGGUCAGAUAUCCAGCACACUAGCAGGGUUGCAGAGUAAUCUGCAAAAUAUUACCGGGAAUGUUUCCGGUAUGAACUUGGGAGGCGGAUUGAGCGGGCCGACGUUGACGGGAACUAUGUCGGGCGCGGGGUUAACCAGCGGUCUGAGCAACGUUCAAACUAGCUUAUCAGGAGGAUUAACGAGUACACUUGGAGGAAUACAGUCGACGCUCACCGGAGGGCUCGGGAAUGCUCUUACGAACCUGACCGGUGGAACGCAACUGGGAGGACUAAGCACAAGCCUGGGCCAAGGCACGAGUGCAUACGGAACUGGGACUUAUACGAAUCCGCUGCUUUCGAGUGGCUUAGGAUCGAAUCCGAUGAAUAUGAAAAUUAAACCAUUAGACGAUAUUGACCUGGGUUUAGGUAGAUAUGGAACUACCAGCUCAGGCGUGGGGAGAGUGGCGACCCCUGUGACACCUCAUCAACCGUCGUGGAGCUUAGGAUUAGAUAGCCAAUUUGGAACUGAUAGACUAGGAGGCUUAGACUCGUCACUCAUCCACGACAGAAGUCAACGAGCUUUAUCGAGAAUCAUGCCGAAUUCAGGACUUGAAAUGGACGUCCGGAAUACACAUUACAUGAAUGGUGGAGCAACGACCGAGGGAGGACCGCCGACCGUGGACAUGCUGGAUAUUCCAGGCAAGGGCAGAUGCUGCGUCUACAUCGCUAGAUUCUCUUACGACCCUCCCGACAUUGAAAGUGCGGAAGGGGAGUUAUCUAUCUGCGCUGGUGACUAUCUGCUAGUGUGGGGUCCACCUGACCCUAACGCAGCUAUGCUGGACGCUGAGCUUCUAGACGGCCGUCGCGGCUUGGUCCCCGCUAAUUUCGUUCAAAGAUUAGUUGGGGAAGAUCUUCUGGAAUUCCAUCAGGCGGUAGUGGCAACGUUACGAGACGCAGAAGACACUGCCACAACAGCAAUCAGUGACUUGUCUCUCAGUAGAGACGUGGCCCGACUCAGUGAGGUCGCUGACAUAAGCGAAGGACCUGAAGACGACGACAAUGCCGAGCUGUUUUUCUCGUCGCUAGUGCCCGCACCGCGGCAGCUGACUCUGGAGAGGCAGCUCAACAAGUCCGUGCUCAUCGGGUGGACGGCUCCAGAAGGCGUACAGCAGGCGAACAUCGACAGCUACCACGUGUACGUCGACGGAGUCCUCAAGACCACAGUCAAAGCGUCCGAGCGCACGCGCGCGCUCGUCGAAGGCGUCGACUCCAACCGGCCGCACCGCAUCAGCGUGCGCUCGGUUACGGUCACUCGCCGAACGUCGCGCGACGCUGCGUGCACGAUGGUCAUUGGUCGCGACACCGCCAACAUGGGUCCGACGUGCGUGCGCGCAAGUGGCGUCACCUGCUCGCAGGCCGUCAUCUCCUGGCUGCCAGCCAACUCCAACCACCAGCACGUCGUCUGCGUCAACAAUGUUGAGGUCCGCACAGUAAAACCUGGAGUAUAUCGUCACACCAUAACUGGACUGUCACCCAGCACACAGUACCGGGUGACAGUAAGAGCGAAACACUUGCGGGCAGGCCCCCCCUCGGGGAUACCCAUAGAAGAAGCACCAGGCGCUUACACGGACUUCAGGACCUUACCUAAAGGUCUCCCCGAUCCACCAAACGAAAUCAUGGUGGAAGCGGGCCCGCAAGACGGCACGCUGCUCGUGACGUGGCAGCCCGUGCUGCGGCCGCCGGCGUCCGGCCCCGUCACCGGCUACGCCGUGUACGCUGACGGCAAGAAGGUCACUGACGUCGACUCCCCCACUGGAGAUCACGCCCUCAUCGAUAUUGCCAAGUUGAUCGGCCUCAACCCCAAAUGUGUCACAGUUCGUACAAAGUCUCGGGACAAUCAGUCGACUGAUAGUCAGCCUACGCCUAUUCCUCCGGCGGUGCUGCGUGGGGUGGCGGCGAGGAUGCCUCGUAGCGGCCCCAUGCCUAACCAGCCAGGCCCGGGGUACCGGCCUCACCAGAGGCCGCAGCCUUAUCAGCAGCACCAACAAGUCAUAGAGCACGACGAGAAUCUCUCCGAUAAGGAGAUAUUCCCCACCACCAACCGCCAUGACCAACACCCUGCUCAGCCUACGAGCGGAUUCGGCACAGGCCUCCUAAAGAGUAUAUUCGACAAAAUAACCCCUUCGCAAUCGGGGAUACCGGCCAUCGAAAUCACUAAAGAGGGUGCGCCGGAGCUGGGUAGCGAGGACGAGGAGCCGCCGCGCCGCCGCACGCAGCAACCGUCCCAACCAGCGCCAGCGUCGCAGCAGCCUUCGGGUCAGCAGUACCCGAGUACACAAGGCUACCAUGGCACGCAGCAACCCCCAUACAGUCAGGGCGGGGGCCAGUUCCCAAGUAGCCAGCCCCCCUACCCUGGCGGCGUCGCGGGCACCCAGCCGCAGCAGUUCCACAACCCGCCGCCCCGGAACCACCACGAACGCGGCCGCCCUCCUAACCCUCAUCAGCAACAGCAGGGUCAGCAGGGCGUGCCGCCGUAUGGCCCUCGGGGGGCCCCUCCACAGGGGCCGAGGGGCCCCGUGCCCGGCCAGCGGCCGCAACCAGGCCACCCGCAGUCCAAGAGGAGUCGCUUCUUCGUCGCGCUGUUCGACUACGACCCAGCUACCAUGAGUCCCAACCCGGAGAGUUGCGAUGAAGAGCUACCCUUUAGUGAGGGUGACACUAUAAAGGUCAGCAGCUUCACAUCGACGCAUCUUACAAGUGAAGAGUUGCUUAAGGAGUAUAUCUACCUGUUGGGGAUUCAAGAGUCAUUCAAGGGCUCAAUCGAUCGGCAGGAUGCCGAGACAACCACCGACGAAGCACGGCCUCGCGUACGACUCCGCUCCAAUGUAGCCUGGCAAGCGGUUUGGGGAGACAAAGAUGCAGAUGGGUUCUACUGGGGUGAGUGCCGAGGCAGACGGGGCUAUGUACCUCACAACAUGGUGGUGGAGGUGACGGAGCAGGAGGCGGGGGCGGCUGGAGCCAGCACUCAGAAGCCUCGCGACCGCUGGACGGAUGCGUACGCGACGCAACCAGUGCGACGCAUGGUGGCGUUGUACGACUACGACCCACAGGAACUGAGCCCCAAUGUUGAUGCUGAUGCUGAGCUGAGCUUCCAGACGGGGCAGAUCAUCCACGUGUACGGCGAGAUGGACGACGAUGGGUUCUACAUGGCCGAGAUCGAGGGUGUGCGCGGUCUCGUGCCCAGCAACUUCCUCACCGACGCCAACGACCAGUACGGCCCUUCGCAACCUGGACAAGGGCCGGGCGCACGGGCGGCGCCGGGGCGCGGGCGCGGCGCGGCGCCGGGCCCGGGCGCACGCGGCCCGCCGCCGCCGCCGCGGGACAACGCGCCUGCGCCGCGCAACCACCACCGCAAGACCGAUGCCUGCCCUCUUCCCCCUUCUCAGUUAGACCACAACACAUGCGCCAGUAAUCCAGAACAGGCGAAUUCUCAGCAGGCGAGGGGGAGAGGCGCGGGGAGCGCGGCGCCGGCGACGAUCGCGCGCACGAGCGCUGGUAACGCGGCCACGCCACCCGUGCAGUCGCCGGCCGGUGCGGGCGCGGGCGGGAUGACCGGCAUGGGCGCUGGCAUGGGCGCCGGCAUGGGCGCUGGAAUGGGCGGUGCAAUGGGAACUGGAAUGGGCGCUGGCAUGGGUGGUGCAAUGGGAACUGGAAUGGGCGCUGGCAUGGGUGGUGCAAUGGGAGCUGGCAUGGCGACAAUGGGCGGCGGCAUGGGCGCUGCUAUGGGCGGCGGCAUGGCAGGCGCGACGGGCGUGGGCGGCGCCGCUGGCAGCGCGUCCCCGCUAGCCGCGCGGCGCGCCGGCCCCGCCGUGCUGCCAGCGCCCACGGCACAGCCCCUGCAGCCGGCGCAGGCGCAGGCGCCGCCCACCUCGCAGCCCAAUCUCAUGCAGAAGUUCUCCGAGAUGACGGCCCCCGGCGGAGACAUCCUCAGCAAGGGCAAGGAGCUCAUCUUCAUGAAGUUUGGGCUCGGCGGCAAAUAAUGCCGGCGCCGCGGGCCGCUCGACGCGGGCGCGAGAGCACUGUAGGGAUGUUGUAAAUAAUUCAAUAAACGCACAGUCUAGUGGAUAUUGGAACGUUAGUGCUGUCUCGACCCCGCCAGUGUCGCAGGCCCGCCAGUGUCCGAGCCCUGAACCCUGAGCCGAGCCCUGAACCCGGGCGUCUGUCUCGUAUACCGUCGAGGCCACACAAUGAGUGAAUUGUUUACACGUUACAUUGGAACUGCAUUAUUCAUAAUCGUAUAUAAGGAUUGAAAUUAUUAAAAGAAUAUUAUCUAGUUGUUACUUCACAGUCCUCGUGGUAUAGAAUUGUUGUGAAUUUCUAACGUUACGUUUUCGAUCGCUAGCUGUGAGCCCCUGAAAUUUGGUAUUCGAUUUGACUGUAAUACAUUACAGACUUAUUCUUCAGGAAGGUUUCGUGUUGAUGUGUCGACUGGUGUACUUAUGCUUGGAGCACAUAGCGCCAGGAAAGCGGGACAACUGAUGACGGCCGGUUUCUUAUUCAGUUUAAAAAAAUUCGUCACCCGGCCAGCUUAUCCCACUUUCCCGGCUCUGCUCUGCAAGCUUAGGGAACGUCCCCAUACUAUGUGACUCAUUUUUUACACUUGUUUACUCCCCCUCGGUGACUACCCGUAGUAUAUAUACACCCCACCCCACCCCCCCUACUGCGCACUAUAUUUGAAUACACUUAGCUCGAAAAACGGCGACUUUUUUCUAAAGACCAAAAUCUAACCCCCCCAUUGUGACCAAGAGUGGUAUUUUGUAGAGCCCCCUCCCCCUGUCCGGGUCACAUAGUAUGCGUAUAUUCCCAUAGGUAUAUCGUCAGGUAGCUUAACAGUGACAGUGUCCUCACAACCGUCCUUCUUGACAUAGAGUUACUCGUAUCGCACUAUCAUUGUCAAUGUCAGGUCGAGUGCAUGGUAUAAGCAGACCAGGUAUGCUUUCUAUGACAAGCCGCCAUUGCUAGCCCAUUUUUGUUCCUAAAGGUUACGGCCUGGAUUCAAGUCCUUUGGGCCAAGUCUUCGUUUCAUGUCUUUUAAAUUAAGUGUUACCAUUAAAGCGGCAUCUCCAACGUUCGAAGGACGUAAAUUUUAUUGUGGUAAUUUUAGGUGAAUUACAGACUAAUGUAUUUUUAAUUACCAUUAUUUGUCACAUAUAUAAAAAUCAUUAAAACUGUAAGUAAAUCUUUUACUAAAAGUAUACAAUUUCCUUGCAAAGUAAAUUAAAAACAUUGGACGUGGGUAAUAUAUUUCUUAAGAAGUGGCAACACACGGUGUGAUGACGUCAGCUGGGCUAACCUUGAAAUGCUAGCUGUCAGUUUUGAGCAUGUCGUGGUUUUCUUAUACCAUGGUCGAGUGAACGUUUCACGGACAAUUUAUAACAAGUUUCAACUGCCAGACUUACACUAAUCAUGGUAUCAUCUAGAUAGACAAACCGUACCAGUUACAGUUAACCUGUGUAACUUUAAUGUAUAUUGGCCCUGAUUCCUGCAGACACAUCCUAAUUUUAAUUAUACCUGUCAUUUUCUUAUCCGCCGAAAAAGAAAGGGACGGAUGAUUGACAACACAUCUCCGUCAUAAAGCAACCCGUUUGGCGUGUGCUAUCUGCUUAAUUCUGUCGGGUUAUUGGCCAAUAUAAUAUUUUGGAAGGGUUUUUUAAAUUUCUGCUUAACAUUUACGUGUGUUCCAUAUUUGUUAUCCUUUUCUUUUUCAGCGGUUAAGAAAAUGACAGGUAUAAUUUAAAAUAAAAUUAGAUGGUGUCUACAGGAUUCAGCACCAUCUCCUUAAUUUUCCCCUCUAAACACUUACUUUUUGUGUAACAGCAUUUUCAUUUGAAUGUUGAAGCUGUGAGACAGUCAUCUUUGAUGAGGAUUUGACGCCUGUCUUCUCAUACGCGCAUUGAUAUACUUAAUAUACGCUGGUCCCUAUAAUCUUGAAAUAAUAAUAUUCUGUGAUAGUAGACGUGAUACCAUCUUUAUCAUUCUUAUAAUAAAUAUACUACCUACUAAAAUAAACUACUGCGUCAUUUAUUCCUUAGAAGUAUUCUACAGUUUUCAGACAAUUUUAUUAAAAGCUUCCGUUAAACAUUCCCUUUAAAAGUUAUUGUAGCAUAAUCAUUAUAAAAAUAAUCACAUAAGCUUUUAAGAUAAAAUAAAUAUUGGUUGUUUAUUAGUGAAAUAUAUCCUUAUUCCACAAAAUGUGAAGUAUAUUACGUCAUUGUACAUACUUAGUCCCUGUAAGAAUUUGUUUUCGUUAGAUGACUUUGUAACGCGAGUUGUUUCACACGAACGCUUCACAACGCCGCGGCCGCGGUAAACGGUGUACCUAAGGCGGUUUAAAAACCGUUAUUUCGCAUAAAAAUAUCAGGUAUUUUUUACUAUUAAUUGUGUUCUAAAAUUAAAUUUAAGUACAAAGAGAAAAUGAAAUCGAAAAUGUCUGACUCGGCCGGAACUCAAAACCGCAGCUUUUAUCAUCAGCCAGACAUUUCCGAUUUAUUUUCUCUUUGUGAAACUCCCUAAGUACGGGUGAGUCCUUUAAAAACAAUUUAUUUUAUUUUAAAAUAAACAAUUUAAAUUAAGUAAUUUAUUUGAAAGUAAGUACUUGCUUUAAUUCUCACAAACUAUGUACUUACUUCAUUUUUAUGUAAUCUUGAUUAUAAAAGUGAUCGCGUUGUAAAGCGCUCGUUUGGAUGUCUGUGACUUAUAAUUGUCUUGUUAUUUGUUUAAGUUAUAUAUCAAGUUUACACGCCGCCACACUUGGCACCUAUGUAAUGUUUAGUGCAACUUGAUCCACGUUAGACUGCAUCUAGUUGACUGCACUAUUAUCCCUCUAAAUUGGAAGCGUGCAAGCCUGUCCUACCAGUUGUUGUUUAUAUGCGAUAUACAUAAGGUGCCGCACGCUACAACAAAUAAGUAUGUAUUUUUAUUAACGUAUCCAUGGCUUUGCCUACAAUUUGACUGAAAGUUAUAAAGAACUCGAAAACGUCAUAAUGAUUUGAAUGAAAAUCACAUCUAGUAGACGUUUGUCUCGUCUGUUUAGACGCAGACGCGGUUAAUCGUUGCGGUGUAAAACAUCGUGUGUAAAUUGCCUACAGUGUUGAAGAUAAAGAAUUUAUGAGACAUAUAUGUAAGGGCCCUAUCUCACUAGGACACCAUGGGGUUUCGCCACCAACGCGAAAUUACUCUAGAUUAGGUUGCCGGUAAAAAAUUGUAUACGCAACCAGGUGAGAUACCCUUUAUACAACUGCAAUAGGUACGUUUUGAUAGUGGCGCCAGAAUGGUGUGUGUCUUAGUGAAAUAUAGCCCUUAGCAUGACGCUAAUUGCAUUAGACAUUCUGUAGAUAACUUGCAGCAGUACAAAACGACUUAGAUCCUAAACUAACUUAAAUUAUAAAGAAGAGCCUUGGUUGUUAGUUUCCUUUUCUGAUCUAAACCGCGAAGUAUACAGUCUCUUUGUAAAAUAACUGUUUGAAACGAAGUCGGAAACAAAAAACGAAGAUGGUGGCAUCUCCCCUAUAACCUAUUUGUACGGAGCUGCCACGAUGCUUUACAAUUACCUCAUGGUAGAAUAAAAGACGAAAAGAGUCUGUAAAAUGUAAUUUAACUGAGAUACAAAGAGAGUAGCGGGCGAGGCGGAGACGCCUGACGAUCUAUGUUUCAAGUUGUUGUGUACAUAUUGUUUGGUAAGGUCGCUUGGACUGUAGGCUACUCGAGAUUGCUCACUUCGUACAAGGGAUUCUCUAUUAAGUCCUUUAUAUCGCUUCGUAUCUAUCCAAUGAGGUUCUCGUUCUCGUGUAUUUAAACCUUUUCACGUAUAAAUUCAGAUUUAGCUUGCGAUUCCUAGAUAUCCGUUGUUGUAUGGGAUGUAUCGAGUCCUGCGCCCCACACAAGUUGUACAUACCGUGCGGGGUAGGGGGCGCCAUGUUUAGCUAAGCACUGUGCUACAUAUCUACAUAUAUAACCUGUAUUUGAAGUUUUUCUAUCAUUAAUGAAUAUUCUAGUGUUAUUUCUAACACCGUUCGAAGUUGUUCACUUGUUUAUACAUUGUUAUAAAGCUGUAUCCAUAUCUUUUAUCACGACAUGUAACUACGUGUAUGGUUAUUUAUACGAAAAUAAUAUAAAUUAUGUAUAUUAAUCGAGCAUUCAUGUGUGCAUAAUUUAAAUAUAAAGAGUUGUAUAUUAUACUUACUUAAUGAUGUAUUAUGGCAAACACUGUAAUGGAUAAAUCUCUACAAUGUACCAAUGAAAUAUGCUGAAACAAAAUAAAUAAUACAAAUGCGGCUUCUUUA